Messenger RNA from Gymnogyps californianus (California condor), 1014 nucleotides. Its product is annotated as ubiquitin carboxyl-terminal hydrolase 42-like. Gene Ontology annotation, molecular function: cysteine-type endopeptidase activity; cysteine-type deubiquitinase activity. The transcript has 10 exons. NCBI's taxonomy places the organism in Eukaryota, Metazoa, Chordata, Aves, Accipitriformes, Cathartidae. Gene Ontology annotation, biological process: protein deubiquitination; regulation of apoptotic process. The coding region runs from base 1 to 1014 and encodes 337 amino acids. The record is from RefSeq and is a predicted model, not a curated record. Gene Ontology annotation, cellular component: cytosol; nucleus.
AUGGGAAAUGACUCCUUCGUCGUUGCCGAGGGAAUGGCUCCGCCACAAAGGAUCCUCUUUCCCCCGGAGAAGAUUUGCAUGGAGUGGCAGCGACGACAGAGAGCUGGAGCGGGACUCCACAACCUGGGCAAUACGUGCUUCCUCAACUCCGUCCUGCAGUGCCUGACGUACACACCCCCUCUGGCCAACUACCUGCUCUCUCGGGAGCACAGCCGGUCGUGUCGUCAGCAAGGCUUCUGCAUGAUGUGCAUAAUGGAAGCGCACGUUAACAAGGUCCUGCAUUCCUCAGCCAGUGCCAUCCAGCCUCGGGCUGUCAUCAGUGUUCUCACACGAAUAGGAGAACAUUUCCAGCUUGGCAUGCAGCAGGACGCCCACGAGUUCUUACGCUACACUGUCGAUGCCAUGCAGAGAGCUUGUCUGAAUGGAAGUAGCAACUUGGACAUCUCUUCUCAAUCAACUACCAUUGUCAAUCAAAUAUUUGCGGGCAUUCUGAGAUCCAGAGUCACGUGCUUGAGCUGCAAAGGGGUGUCCGAUUCCUACGAGGCCUUCCUGGAUGUUCCUUUGGAUAUCGAAGCAGCCUCAUCUGUCACCGCAGCUCUGGAGGACUUUGUGAAACCUGAGCAGCUGGAUGGCGAAAACUGCUUUAAAUGUAGCAAGUGUGACAAGAUGGUUGCCGCCUCCAAGAGGUUUACAAUCCACCACGUGCCCAAGGUUCUCACAGUGUGCCUGAAAAGGUUUGAAGCUUUCACGGGCGGGAAGAUCAGCAAGGUUGUGGCGUAUCCCGAGUACUUGGAUCUUCGGCCAUACCUGUCUCAGACAGCUGGGGAACCGCUCCUCUACGCCUUAUUUGCUGUCCUGGUACACAGCGGUGGCAGCUGUCAUGCAGGACACUAUUUCUGCUACACAAAGGCCAGCAAUGGACUGUGGUACAAGAUGGACGAUACAUCUGUGGAUGUUCGUGGCAUCGACACAGUUCUCAAGCAGCAAGCCUAUUUGCUGUUUUAUGUCAGGUAA